This is a messenger RNA of Anopheles gambiae (African malaria mosquito), 798 nucleotides long. RefSeq names its product ATP synthase-coupling factor 6, mitochondrial (gene ATPsynCF6). Gene Ontology annotation, molecular function: proton transmembrane transporter activity. NCBI's taxonomy places the organism in Eukaryota, Metazoa, Arthropoda, Insecta, Diptera, Culicidae. The coding region runs from base 395 to 718 and encodes 107 amino acids. The transcript has 4 exons. Gene Ontology annotation, biological process: proton motive force-driven ATP synthesis. The record is from RefSeq and is a predicted model, not a curated record.
UCAUUCUGCUACGCGUGUGCUAGUGGAGCAGCGGCGAAAAGGGCGUUUGCUGAGGCAGCAAGGUGGUGCGUAAACGGUCUGACCGCGCGUCAGCAAGAUAGACUAAAGUGGGGGUUCCAUCGUCCCACUCAAGAUGACAUAAAGUCGCAUUGAGUUUAGCCAAGACGGUGUAGCAGCCGUUGCAAAGAAAAUAGUGUAAACAAUUAUCAGGCAGAUAAAAUAUUGAUGUUCCUACCGAAAUCGGCCAAAAUAAUCUGGUCACACUGCCAUAUUUGACGGCCGAUGUCAGCUCACUGUCAACAGAUCGUGCUCAAGAUUUUCUCGACAUCCCAAAAUCUUCUAGCAUCCGUUCUCGAAGCGAUAAGGACGAUUCCGUGAAUUAAAUAAACCGAAGAUGCUGACCAACCAGAUUCUAUCCGCUGCCCGGAUUGUUGGACUGCAGACACGCCGUAAUUACGGUGUCUCCGCUGUACUGCUGGCUAAGGCAAGCGAUCCAAUCCAGCAGCUGUUCGUGACCAAACUCCGUGAAUACGCACAGAAGAGCCAGAGCGCUGGUGGCAAACUAGUUGAUGCUACACCGGAAAUCCAGCGUGAAUUGAAGCAAGAGAUGGAGAAACUGGCCAAGCAGUACGGAGGUGGUCAGGGCGAAGAUAUGACUGCCUUCCCCGCCUUCAAGUUCGAGGAGCCCAAAAUUGAUCCGAUCAAUUCCAGCGCUUGAAUGGUGCCCGGUCAUCUAAAAGCAGGCAUCUUUAAAUAGGAAAUAACAUUAUCACUGCUUCUGAAACAGAUGUAAAAUAA